GGGCCGGGCCGGGCGGGGCAGGAGCGGAGGUGGAGGCGCUGCCUGGCGCCUCGAGCGCGGAGAAGGAGCGUGGAGCCCUGCUAGCCGGGCCAGAGCCGCCGCGGGGCCGGGCUGCACCCGCUCAGCCUCAUGGACACAUGACCAUUGUUGGAUGCCUGGGACCCUUAAGAAGCUUGGUGGUGUGACAGGGAUUCUGAACAGCUACAGGAUGUUACCUGGAGCCAGAACUAACUGACCCAGAUUGUCCUUAAUUCUCAAUGUGCCAUUCUGCCUUUCAAGAUGACUUUGUAUGUUGGAUAAAUGCAGUGUGUCAGCUCUUCAAGCUGCGACAGAGGGAAGACUGGAGGGAAGAUCACUGGCCUUUGCAGUCUAGAAGAUUGCCCUUAAUGAGGGAGAGUCUCUGAUUGUCAUUUGAAAUGCUGAGGAAUUUGUUACGAAGGAGACUUUUCUCUUAUCCCACUAAAUACUAUUUUGUCAUUCUUGUUUUAUCCUUAGUCACAUUCACUGUCUUAAGAAUUUGUCACAAGUUUGAAUUUGUAAGCCUCAGACACUUGGAACUUGUUGGAGAGAAUCCUAGUAGUAAUAUUAAUUGCACCAAAAUUUUACAAGGUGAUGCGGACGAAAUCCAGAAAGCAAAGCUUGAAAUGCUAACAGCAAACUUUAGAAAACGCCCUCGGUGGACACCCUCUGAUUAUAUCAACAUGACCAGGGACUGUACCUCUUUCAUCAAGAUGCGUAAAUAUAUCGUAGAACCCCUUAGUAAAGAGGAAGCAGGCUUCCCGAUUGCAUAUUCCAUAGUGGUUCAUCACAAAAUUGAAAUGCUUGACAGGCUCCUAAGGGCCAUUUAUAUGCCUCAGAAUUUCUAUUGCAUCCAUGUGGACAAAAAAUCAGAGGACUCCUUUGUAGCUGCAGUGAAAGGCAUCGCGUCCUGUUUCAGGAAUGUCUUUGUGGCCAGUCAGUUGGAGAGCGUGGUCUACGCGUCGUGGAGUCGGGUGCAGGCUGACCUCAACUGCAUGAAGGACCUCUACAGAAUGAGUGCAGACUGGAAGUACUUGAUCAACCUUUGUGGGAUGGAUUUUCCUAUUAAAACCAACCUGGAAAUGGUCAGGAAGCUCAAGUCCUUCAUGGGUGAAAACAACCUGGAAACAGAGAAGAUGCCAUCCCAUAAAGCAGAAAGGUGGAAAAGGCAUUACGCAGUCAUCGAUGGAAAGCUGACAGACACAGGCACCGCCAAAACGCAGCCUCCACUCAAAACGCCUCUUUUCUCAGGGAGUGCCUAUUUUGUGGUCAGCAGGGAGUAUGUGGGCUACGUGCUGGAAAAUGAAGACAUCCAAAAGUUCAUGGAGUGGGCGCAGGACACAUACAGCCCUGAUGAGUAUCUCUGGGCCACGAUCCAGAGGGUCCCGGAGGCCCCAGGUUCUCUACCGCUGAGCCACAAGUACGACCUGUCUGACAUGCAGGCUGUUGCCAGGUUUGUCAAGUGGCAGUACUUCGAAGGUGACGUUAACAAGGGCGCUCCCUAUCCACCCUGCGACGGUGUCCACGUGCGCAGCGUGUGCAUUUUUGGAGCCGGUGACUUGACCUGGAUGCUGCGCAAACACCACUUUUUUGCCAAUAAGUUUGACAUGGAUGUGGACCUCUUUGCCAUCCAGUGUCUGGAUGAGCAUCUGAGGCAUAAAGCCCUGGAGAUGUUAGAACGCUGACCACUGCGGGCAAGCUGAGGAGCGAUAAAGAUGCCCAACCUGUACCCCUCACUGCCUCCUUUGCCCUGCAGAAAGCAUCAGCACUGUAAGGGGUCUUCUCUGGGGUGGGGACUGGAGACUCCCUGAUUUCUGCAGAGCACAGUUGGUUAGAGACGAGAUCGGUUAAGGUGACGGGGAGCCAGUGGAGGAAACAAGGCACUGGGGAGAGAGGGGCAGGGUGGCUGGAGAAGAUGACCAUGUGGAAAUCAUCCUCAGGGACUGUUAAGAAGCUCAGGGAUUUAACACAAGUUUUGACUCGUGCCAAAAUUAUUUUGAGAAUUUUAAAUAUGACAGUUUUCAUAAUCUGAAUAAAUUUAUAGCAACAAACCAUCAUA
This is a messenger RNA of Chinchilla lanigera (long-tailed chinchilla), 2077 nucleotides long. RefSeq names its product glucosaminyl (N-acetyl) transferase 1, core 2 (gene Gcnt1). The coding region runs from base 417 to 1703 and encodes 428 amino acids. Lineage: Eukaryota; Metazoa; Chordata; Mammalia; Rodentia; Chinchillidae. The transcript is spliced from 3 exons. Gene Ontology annotation, cellular component: membrane. Gene Ontology annotation, molecular function: beta-1,3-galactosyl-O-glycosyl-glycoprotein beta-1,6-N-acetylglucosaminyltransferase activity. The record is from RefSeq and is a predicted model, not a curated record.